AUGCUGAUCGUAAGUUUGGACGAGAAGCAAGUCGAGAUCACCCCUAUCGAAUAUGAUGCCGAUUGCCCCUUCAAGUACAACAAUUUUGUUUAUCGGGCUGCCUUGACUUCACCAACAAUAGCCAAUAGUGGUGCCAGUAAUGAGACAAAGCAGCAGCCUGGGUGUGCCAUGAUUCCAGAAGGCGUAACGCAAUUUAUUGUGCGACUCCCCAAUCCUGAUGCCGAGGGCAUGAACACAAGCAAUCGCGUCGAAAAUGAAGUAGCCAUCAUUAGCCUCGCCUCCGCCGCUCUAGCUCAUUUAGAGCAGAAAGUGGUGCCUUCUGUGUACGGUUGGGGCAGCGCUGCUGGAGCGUCUCCCCAAGGCUGGAUUCUUCAAGAACUUAUGCCUGGAACUCCUGUCGAUGCUGGGUUUCGCACGAUGGAUCUUCAGCAGAAGAAGGCUAUAUUUGCGCAAAUGGCCGAGAUCCUAGAUGCGUUGCAAAAAUAUCAACUUCCCCAGACCAUCACAGGUUUUGGAGGCCUGACAUUUGAUCAGUCAGGCAACACAGUGAGCGCCACCAUGACUAGCGUUGAUGCUGGGCCGUGGCCUUCAUAUGAAGCUUCUUUUCAAGGCCGUCUUAAGGUAGCUAUCGCAGAAGCUGAUAAAAGCCCGAUUAUUCGAGGAUGGCGUAACAAUGGGGUUAGGGAGCGGAUCGAUGCCUUUGUGGAAAGUGGUCUCCCCGCGCAGUUUCUAUCGCUAGCCUCAAAACAAGAUAAAUGCGUUGUACAUGCUGACUUUACUACGAACAACAUGCUCUACGAUCCCAAGUCUCAACGAAUCACUGCGCUUCUUGAUUAUGACUUCGCUUGCAUCUCUCAUCCAUCCUACGAAUUCUUCCGUUCCUUCAACGGCUGUGGUGGACAGUUUGGAGGCUGGCCUGGUGACGAAGACAACGACCUGCUAGCACUGCAGGAUUACAAGCUUCAUGGCUUCCCAUCGCCACUACCGCUAUCAUCUAAUACGGACGGGGUGAAAUGGGAGGACAUGAAGGCAUGGGAGGAUGAGCUGGAAAGGGUUCAAGUGCAGCGCCCAAGAACCACCCAGGGGAUUGAGAAGGCCGCCGAUGUUGAUGCAGUCCUUCAAAUGAUUAUCCCAUGGCGUAUCACCAAUCCAGACAUCUUGCGACUCCAGCCGGAAGAAUCCACGAUGAAGUGCAGGGAUGAAAAUGAAGAGCAGCUGGUGAAAAUGCUCGACCACCUUGGAUUCUGA
This is a messenger RNA of Venustampulla echinocandica, 1248 nucleotides long. RefSeq lists its product as uncharacterized. NCBI's taxonomy places the organism in Eukaryota, Fungi, Ascomycota, Leotiomycetes, Helotiales, Pleuroascaceae. The transcript is spliced from 2 exons. The record is from RefSeq and is a predicted model, not a curated record. The coding region runs from base 1 to 1248 and encodes 415 amino acids.